AUGUUAGGAUCCCACUUAAACCUGAUAGCGCCGAUUUCUCCUUCCCUCAGUCGACUCUCUUGCCUCCACCUCCCAUCUUCUCUCCCCGCCGCUGACUUGUUGAAGGCAGCAUCUAGAAAGCUUAUUUUUGCAACAAAGACGCACUCAGUAUCGACAAAGACGCACUCAGUAUCCACGAUGGCAACUGAAGAAGAAAAUGUGGGAAAUGUAAAGCGACAGUUAGCAAAGCUGUUCGAAGUAUCGCUCAGAACAAUAGUCCCUGAUGAGCCAGAGGUCGAGCCGGUGGUUGUUGCUUGCGCCGGGAAAUUUGGGGAUUAUCAAUGUAACAAUGCCAUGGGUCUAUGGUCUAAAAUAAAAGGAAAGGGUACUGAUUUUAAGGGCCCUCCAUCUGUUGGACAGGCCAUCAUGAAAAAUCUCCCUAAAUCAGAGAUCAUAGAAUCAUGCUCUGUAGCAGGACCUGGAUUUGUGAAUGUUGUCUUGUCAAAAAAAUGGAUCGCUAAGAGCAUACAAAAGAUGCUUAUUGAUGGCAUUGAGAAAUGGGCGCCACAGCUUCAGAUCAAAAGGGCUGUGGUUGACUUUUCGUCACCUAAUAUAGCUAAAGAAAUGCAUGUUGGCCACUUAAGGUCAACUAUUAUUGGGGACACGCUAGCCCGUACUCUUGAGUUUUCAAAUGUUGAAGUUCUUCGACGGAAUCAUGUUGGUGACUGGGGGACACAGUUUGGGAUGUUGAUCGAGUUCCUUUUUGAAAAGUUCCCAAACAUAGAAGAAGUUAAUGAAACUGCCAUUGGUGAUCUGCAGGCAUUCUAUAAAGCAUCAAAACAGAGAUUUGAUGAUGAUCCUGCUUUUAAGGAGAGAGCACAACAGGCAGUGGUUCGCCUGCAGGGUGGGGAACCUAAGUACCGCAAUGCAUGGCUGAAAAUCUGUGAAAUCAGCCGUAAAGAAUUUCACAGGGUCUAUGAACGCCUUGGAGUUCAUCUAGAGGAGAAGGGAGAAAGCUUUUAUAACCCAUAUAUUCCUGGGGUUUUAAAAGAGUUGAGUGAUCUGGGGUUAAUUGAGGAAAGUCAGGGUGCCCGGGUAAUCUUUCUUGAAGGGUUUAACAUCCCCCUGAUUGUAGUCAAGAGCGAUGGCGGUUAUAACUAUGCUUCAACUGAUUUAACAGCUCUCUGGUAUCGCCUUAACGAGGAGAAAGCUGAUUGGAUCAUAUAUGUUACCGAUGUUGGCCAGCAGCAGCAUUUUGAUAUGUUUUUCAAGGCAGCUAAACGUGCUGGUUGGCUCCCUACUGAUGAUGCCUUGAAACCAAAAGUUACCCAUGUUGGUUUUGGUCUUGUUCUUGGUGAAGAUGGAAAACGCUUUCGGACUCGCUCUAGCGAGGUGGUCCGAUUGGUUGAUUUACUAGAUGAAGCCAAGGAUCGUAGCAAAACAGCCCUUCUUGAGCGCGGUAAGGCUGAAGAGUGGACUGAAAAGGAGCUUGAUCAAACUGCAGAGGCUGUUGGUUACAGUGCUGUUAAGUAUGCUGAUCUGAAGAAUAAUAGAUUGACCAAUUACACUUUUGAUUUUGAUCAGAUGCUAAAUGAUAAGGGAAACACUGCUGUUUACUUGCUCUAUGCUCAUGCUCGGAUCUGUUCAAUAAUAAGGAAAUCUGGCAGAAACAUAGAGGAAUUGAAAAAAACAGGGGAAAUUGUGUUGGAUCAUACGGGUGAGCGGGAAUUGGGGCUUCAUUUGCUACAGUUUUCAGAGAACGUGGAGGAGACCUGCACCAAUCUGUUGCCGAAUGUUUUGUGUGAAUACCUAUACAACUUAUCCGAAGUCUUUACCAAAAAGUUCUACUCCAAUUGCCAGGUUGUUGGGUCCCCAGAGGAAACGAGCAGACUCUUGCUUUGUGAAGCAACGGCCAUUGUGAUGAGGAAAUGUUUCAAUCUGCUCGGAAUCGAACCUGUUUACAAGAUAUGA
Prunus armeniaca (apricot) is the source of this 1950-nucleotide messenger RNA. NCBI's taxonomy places the organism in Eukaryota, Viridiplantae, Streptophyta, Magnoliopsida, Rosales, Rosaceae. The record is from the annotation of a GenBank genome assembly.